This is a messenger RNA of Aspergillus mulundensis, 1425 nucleotides long. RefSeq lists its product as uncharacterized. The record is from RefSeq and is a predicted model, not a curated record. Gene Ontology annotation, cellular component: plasma membrane. The coding region runs from base 1 to 1425 and encodes 474 amino acids. Lineage: Eukaryota; Fungi; Ascomycota; Eurotiomycetes; Eurotiales; Aspergillaceae. Gene Ontology annotation, molecular function: carboxylic acid transmembrane transporter activity. Gene Ontology annotation, biological process: transmembrane transport; carboxylic acid transport. The transcript has 3 exons.
AUGGCCAUCGCAGACAACCCCCCGGACAGCCACACCAAGGCUGAGGAAACGGUCGUCGCAGACCAUGAAAUCGAACAGCAGAAGCCGUACCGUCCUGCGCGGUGGCAGAGUAACCUGACGAUCCUGAGUUGUUACAUCGCGAACUUCAGCGACGGCUUCCAAAACGGCCUCGCGAAUCCCACAAAUGUCAUUUUCAAGCACCUGCUGGGAAGCUCGGGGUACCCGUCUGAGAUGCAGACGCGGAUCAGUAACUCGUUGAUUAUUGGCGCAAUUCUCGGUGUCGUCGUCCUGGGGUAUGUUUCGGACAUGGUCUCGCGACGAGCGGGCCUUGUCUUUACGUCGGGACUGGUCACUAUUAGCACGUUGAUGGCUGCGCUGGCGCUGCAGGUGCACCCUUCGCACAACAUGCUGUGGUUCAUGGUCAUUGUGCGUGGAAUCUGUGGAUUCGGUGUUGGGGGCGAAUAUCCGCCCAGUGCGGCGGCUGGGUUGGAAGAGUCGGACGAUUUCAAACGCCGCUACCGCGGCCCUGUCUUCGUCUCGUUCACGACGCUCAUGGCAACGCUCGCCUCGCCAAUCCUGCAAAUCAUCUACCUGAUCAGCCUGAAAGCAAGCAACAACAACCUGCACAUCACAUUCCAUGCCAUCUACUCUAUCGCCACGAUCCUCCCUUUCACGAUCAUGCUGCUGCGAUUCUUCAUGGCCGACUCAACACUCUACCACAACUCCAACUUCAAGAGCAGUCCGCAGAACCGCUCCUGGCGCUUCUACCUCCUGCUCGUCCGCCGCUACUGGCCCCGUCUCCUGACUACGUCCACCGCAUUCUUCCUGUACGACUUCAUCAACUUUCCCAACAGCAUCAUGUCCAGUACCAUCAUCUCGUCUUUGGUCACAGAUAGCAACAUCCAAACAACCGCCAUCUGGCAGGUGAUUCUUGCAGUCCUCCCAGUCCCCGGCGUUGUGCUGGGCGCAUAUCUCACGAACGCUAUCGGUCGCCGCAACACCGGUAUCGCUGGCUUUGCGGGGUACACGGUAACGGGCUUUAUUAUCGGCGGAUGCUUCCACAAGCUCUCGCAGCACAUGGCUGCGUUUGUGGUUCUGUACGGCCUCCUCAAUGCGUUUGGGCACAUGGGGCCCGGUGCUACCAUUGGCUUGAUUUCGUCCGAGUCUUUUCCCACAGCAAUGCGCGGUAUGGGGUAUAGUGUUGCGCUUGCUUUUGGACGAACAGGUGCAGCGGUGGGAACGCAGUGCUUUACGCCGUUGAGAGAGCGAGGAGGUGAUAGUGCGACGUUUUAUCUGGCGGGUGGUGUGGCGGUUUUGGGUAUGAUUGUAUAUUGGUUUUUGCCGGAGAGUGGCGAGUUGGAUCUUGAGGAGGAAGAUAGGAAGCUUGAGGGGUAUUUGAGGGAGAAUGGGGUUGUUAUGGGAUGA